Molecule: messenger RNA, 893 nt
Organism: Cynara cardunculus var. scolymus (artichoke)
Lineage: Eukaryota; Viridiplantae; Streptophyta; Magnoliopsida; Asterales; Asteraceae
Product: embryogenic cell protein 40-like
Exons: 2
Coding region: 80-676 (198 amino acids)
Biological process (GO): response to water
Source: RefSeq, a predicted model, not a curated record
CCGGUCCGAUCAUAAAACCACUCCCUCCCUCAGAUUCUUUUCACUCGUCCAAUCUCUUCGUUAAAUUUUUAAAAAAGAAAUGGCAGACAUACUUGAUGAACAGGGCAACCCGGUUCAACUCACCGACGAACUCGGUCGCUCGGUUAAACUCACCGACGAGCGUGGUGUCCCAAUACAUCUCAUCGGUGUCGCCACCCCUGAAGACUCGAGCCCGCUCGGCAGCACGACAACUAUCGGUACCAAACCGGAGAUGCACGGUGAAACUCACUUCGCUCCGGUGCCUACUGAUACCGUUGGUGGUGGUGGAAUAGAGACGACUAUGCCACCGUUGAGCCACCCGGAGACUGGUGGUGAUGAAACCAAAAAGCAGCAACUUGGAAGGGCGGGAAGCUCGAGCUCAAGCUCGUCGGAGGACGACGGUGAAGGAGGGAGGAGGAAGAAGAAAGGGUUGAUGCAGAAGAUCAAAGAAAAGCUUCCCGGUCAUAAAAGCAAGGAGGACGAAGUUCCGGCCAAGGUGUACACCGCGACUACGAAAGUAAGCGUGACGACACCGGCCGGGCCGGCAGAUCAACCGAAACCGGAGUUCAUAAAGGUGGAGCACCACGAGGAGGAGCACGAAAAGAAGGGUUUCAUGGAUAAGAUAAUGGAUAAACUCCCCGGCCACCAUGCUCGCUAGCUUCGUGUCAACUCCUCUGCCAAGCACCACCGUAUCCGUUUGCGUUGAUCGGUGGCGCUUACCACCGUAUCCGUUUGCGUUGAUCGGUGGUGCUUACCGUUGAUUAUGUUCUUUUGUGUUCAUAUCAAAUGGGUGUUUACUAGUUGUGUUUUUUUUGUAUGGGAUCUUUAUAUGAAAAGAGAAGUAGGAAUGUAAAUAGUGAAUAAAUAUUUCGAUA